Anoplopoma fimbria (sablefish) is the source of this 1697-nucleotide messenger RNA. RefSeq names its product cytotoxic and regulatory T-cell molecule. NCBI's taxonomy places the organism in Eukaryota, Metazoa, Chordata, Actinopteri, Perciformes, Anoplopomatidae. Gene Ontology annotation, cellular component: plasma membrane. Gene Ontology annotation, molecular function: signaling receptor binding. Gene Ontology annotation, biological process: cell recognition; detection of tumor cell; positive regulation of natural killer cell mediated cytotoxicity directed against tumor cell target. The record is from RefSeq and is a predicted model, not a curated record. The transcript has 11 exons. The coding region runs from base 31 to 1512 and encodes 493 amino acids.
GGCAGAGUUGAAGUGUGAUUGUCAAGUGAGAUGGAACUGAAGCUGCAGCUCAGCGUCUUCCUGUUACUCAUACAGGUUUCACUUGCAGUGUGGCAGCGUGUGACUGUGUAUGAAGGUCAGACACUCAGCUUAAGCUGCCCAGUUGCUAAUGCUCACAUGACCCAUGUCGACUGGAAGAACCCUGAAGGAUAUAUUAUGUUUUUUAAUCGCAAUCAAGCUUUGAAGGACAAGCGCUACAGCAUCAACAAUCUGUCUCAGUCAGAAUUCAAUAUCAGUAUUUCCAACAUCACCUUCAAAGAUGGAGGCAACUACACAUGCACUCAGUACAGCGCUCUAACGACAGAGAAGAAAGUGGAGGUGACAGUGAUAGGCCGACCCAAAAUGGAAAAAGCAGUGCAUGAAGGAACGUUUGUCAUAAAAUGCACUGCUGAAGGGAACCACUAUCCUCCCCAGAUCUCCUGGAAAUUGGAUAAUGGACCUGAAAUUCUUGCUCAUGACCAACAAGAAGUUAGAAAAUAUGAAGAUAAGAAAUAUGUCUCAAUGGAUAUACUACACAUUCACUCAGUGAAGAACAGGAUCACUGUCAAAUGCCUUGUUCGCAAUCGAGCUCAGCACUCACAACCACUGAUGAACUUUGUCAAAAUUGGACCAAAAUCAACAAAGUCCCGGGGCACAACGACAACCAGUUCCCCCACAACCCACCUUCGAGGGUCAACAGAGGGCCCAGGAACAACAACCGGCUGGUUCAGACCCGGGAGAACAACAGUUAACCAUGCAACCAGAGAAGUGAAGGGGCCGUCAUCAGAGAGCUCUAUAAUGUUAUCAACUGCUCCCUCCAAUCAGCUGUUUUCCUCCAAUGAGCCACAGACAGUCACAGCACCCGGUGGACGUCCUCUGGUCCCUGUGACAUCCACAGGCUCACAUCUCAGCACCAGUGAUGACUCAACAAUCUCUGUGGUAUCAGGCUCGACCAUGAGGAGGAAUGACACCGUCAGUAAUGCAACAAGCACAGCAGACUGGACAUCUGUCUCCGAAACUACAGAAGAAAUCACAUCCAAUAACAGUACGGAGGGAAACAGAACAGGGAGCUUUGAUGACCCAAAUAUGCGGACAGGAACCGGAGGAAGUUCAUCAUUGCUGGUAUUCCUGGUUACAUGCCUGAUCUUUGGUCUCCUGGUGGUCGUCAUUUUCUUUGCCAUCAAGCUGAGGAGAGCACACAUCGCCUGGAAGAAAGUUUUUAUUGUCACAGAGAAUGAGGACACUGAUCCAUCAGAGGAGAGCAGUAAAUCGAAAUCAAGCCAGGAAGAGAGGAACGCCCAAGGACAGAGGCGAAGAGGGCUCUUCAACACGGCAUUCACACAGUACGACGUUGAAAAACCAACAGUGAUUAGCUCAGUGAUAAACACAAAUGCAAAGGUAGCAGAAGAGAGUGAAAAUAAAGAGCAGUCUUCUGAACCUCAAACCCUGGGACAAACUCUAGCCAAGUGUGACAUAAAAGAGACAGAGCUAUGACAAUUUGUAAAAUACAUUAGAAUAUCAGAUAUAUCAUGAGCACCAUUAGAAUGCCAACAGAUUAAUCUGAUAAGCUUUUUACUGUAAGAAAGAGUGUUUUAAAUAAUGUGCAAACUUGCUUAUAGUCAUGUAAAUAUUGUAAACAUUUUGUCUUUACAUGUACCAAUAAAUAAUGUUUUGCUAGA